AUGAGCGCAACAGCAGCAGCAGCUGCGGCACCUGCAGCUGCUGCUGCACAGCAGCAGCAGGAUAGGCGCAGAAGACAUGCAGGCUCGUUGGGGGUUUGCUUCGUGUUUCUCUUUUGCUGCUUUUUUGCAUGGAUAGGACCCCUGGGAGCAGCAGCAGCAGCAGCAGCAGCAGCAGAUGUAGGGAAAGCAGAAGCUGCUGCAUCAGCAGCAACAGCUGCACCACCACAAUCAGCAGAAGAUGUAGGGGAAGCGGAAGCUGCAGUAACAGCAGCAGCAGCAGCUGCUGAAGCAGCAGCAGCAGCAGCUGCUGAAGCAGCAGCAGCAGCAACAGCAGCACCACCAAUAGCUGAUAUAUAUAGGGAAACUGUCUAUACAGAGCCGCUGAGGGCUCGCGGCCUCUUCCUUGCUCACUUUGAUAUACGUCUUAGGACUGCAAUGAUCGGAGAUGCGUUAUCUGGAUCUGAGGCUCAUACGAAUAUGUUUCCUUUGGGUAUAACACGUCUACUGAAUGCGCAUCUUCGUCAGCAGCAGCGCAGCAGUUUGCUGCACCCUUCUCCCUUACCGCAGCAGCAGCAGCAGCAGCAGCACGUGCUACCGCAUGCAUAUUCCUUUAUUGAUUUAUCCUUAACACAAGGAAGAUGGCAAACUUCCUUAUGGGGACCUGCUGCUGCUGCUGCACACCCACCAGGCAUCGUGCUGCGCGCAGGACUAUCACAGCACCCUGCUUACUCACAGCAAAGGCUGUGGAAUUAUUUAGUGUAUACCCUUUCGGGUUUAAGUUGCAGCGGUUUGAAAAUCCUUGCCUAUGCAACAGAUGUGGCUAUAACGGAGCCCAAUGCAGCAGCAGCAGCAGCAGCAGCAGCAGCAGCAGCAGCAGAGCAGCAGCAGCAGCAGCAACAGCAACAGCAGCAGCAGGAUUAUAUACAGAGGAUUGGUUCUUUGCCUAAUAUAAUGAUUUGUACAGAUACACACAACAACCUUAUGCGGCUGUUUCCUUGCAAUCAGCAUGCUGGGUUGCUGGCGUUGCUGCACCCAUAUUCCCUCGCAAUAUCUCCCUACAAAUCGUAUCGUCUUCGGAUCAGCCCAUUUGCCCUGCAGCAGCAGCAGCAACAGCAGCAGCAGCAGCAGCACCCGCAGCAGCAACAGCAGCAGCAACAGCAGCAGCAACAGCAGCAACUCGUUGCUGAAAUGCGGCUUGAGCUUUCUGUAGUGCUGCAGUUUCCCGAGAAUCCAAAGCUUGGUUUAUCUCUAGUAAAUCUAUUUAGCCACGUAUACCUGCAUGUACACCCGAAACCCUUUGAUCCAUCAGGAGACUUGCUGCAGCAGCAGCAGCAGCAGUUCGACCUUGAUGAGGAGCAGCAGGAAAUUGUGCGGCUGCAGAAUCCUCCAAACUUUGGCCGUUGGUAUUGUGUAGCAGCAAACAGCAGCAAAUGGAUGGUACGCAUAUUCCAUGAUACAGACAGCAGCAGCAGCAGCAGCAGCAGCAGCAGCAGCAGCAGCAGCAGCAAGAGCAGCAGGGCAGCUGAGAAGGCGCAGCAACUUGCUGCAGCUGCGGGCUUUUCUACAUAUGAUCUAUACGAUGUAGAUGAACAUUCAUCUCUUAUAAUUUUAGAUCUGCUGCAGCAGCAGGAGUAUGAGGAGCAGCAAGAACAGCAGCAGCAGCAGCAACAGCAGCAGCAGCAGCGAAUGGACGAAUGGCUUGGAUACAGGUGGCGCCUACCUGAGGAGCCAAAGGGUUUCUCCUUCUCCCGAGGGUUUUCUGCAAACCCUCACAAGCCAUACACAGACACCCUACAUGGGACGUACUGGGUAUCCUUUGAAAAUGCACGAGACACUGCAGCAACUGCUGCUGUUGUUGAUUUGCUGCCUCCUAGCACUCUGCCGCUAGUUGCUGCAGCACAGCUGGUUGCACAGCCACUAGAGCAGCAGCAGCAGCAGCAGCAGCAGCAGCAGCAGCAGCAGGAGUGUGCACUGAACCUGGAGGGGCCUUCGGCGCUGCAAGCCUCCGGCCUGCUGCUGCAUUCACCAUUGACCUGGGAAGAAGCAGCAGCAGCAGCAGAAGCAGGUGCUGCUGUACCUGGAGCAGGUGGUGUCAUGGGGGGAUCAGCAUUAGCUGCUGAUGUUGCUGCUGCUGUUGCUGCUGCUGCUGCUGGCGAGGUAUAUUCACCAUCAGAGGAUUGGUGGAUGCCUCCCUGGUUGCGGGUACGAUCUAGCUUGCUGCAGGACUCAUUAGCAGCAGCAGCAGAGAAGCAGAAAGAAGGAGCGCAGCUGCUGCUUCCUUCUGCCGUCCUGCGCGGCACCGUCAGGGUACCACCACGCUGCAAGCUGCUGCUGACGAUGGGGUUGCGGCUGCUGCUGCAGCAGCCGCAGGUGCUGCGCCCCAAUCCGCAGGGCGGCAUCUCUGUAGGCAGCGCAUAUGCUGCUGUUCAGAAAGAGGAAGGAUUUCUUUGGCCUCCUGCUGCUGCAGUCCUCAGCAGCAAAGCAACUGCAUGCAGCGUAGACCAAAGUCCUCCUUGCAGCGCUCGGCCUCUGAAUACUGCAGCAGCAGCAGCAGCAGCGGAAACAGCAGCAGCAGCAGAUCAGCAGCUGCAGGACUACAGCGAUGAUUUCUCGGGGUUUGCUGAGGAGACCGAGGAGAGGGAAUGGGAAUGGAGGGCAACUUUAGGCGCUCGAAUUAGGAUGCCGCUACCGGACUUCGGUAAACUGCCACAGCAGCAGCAGCAGCAGCAGCAGCAGCAGCCGCAGCAGCAGUAG
Molecule: messenger RNA, 2754 nt
Organism: Eimeria maxima
Lineage: Eukaryota; Apicomplexa; Conoidasida; Eucoccidiorida; Eimeriidae
Product: Gpi16 subunit, GPI transamidase domain-containing protein, putative
Exons: 9
Coding region: 1-2754 (917 amino acids)
Biological process (GO): attachment of GPI anchor to protein
Cellular component (GO): GPI-anchor transamidase complex
Source: RefSeq, a predicted model, not a curated record